AUGCACUGCAAUAUUGUAUUGACUACCGGUUCGAGUAGUGGUAUCGGUGCCGGUAUUGCCAAACUGUUUGCCCGAUUGGGUGCCAAUGUUGUCAUCACUGGUCGAAAUCAAACUGAAAUCCAAUUAGUGGCCAAUGAAUGCCAACAGUUAUCACCAAAAAAACUAAAGCCAUUACAAGUCAGGGCCGAUAUUAGCAAAAGUACUGAAUUGCAGUCACUAUUGGAUCAGACAAUCAAAACAUACGGCCAGUUGGAUGUGUUGGUCAACAACGCCGGUAUGGGAUUGCGGGCUAACGUUACUGAUAAACAAUUUGUAUCAGUAUUUGACAAAAUACUGAGUGUUAAUCUCCGACCGUAUGUUGAGCUCAGUCAUCUAUCGGUUCCCUAUUUGAACAAAACUAACGGCACUAUUAUCAGCAUAUCUAGUAUUAUGUCAACUGUACCGAUGAAAAAUAGUUUAGCCUAUGAAGUGUCUAAAGCCGGUGUCGAUAUGAUGACCCGUGUGUUGGCACUUGAAUUGGGACCCAAUAUACGGGUCAAUACAAUCAAUCCUGGUGUAACUGAGACUAGUAUGCAGCCGGAUAUUGAUCCGGAAAAAUGGGAAAUCCGAAAACGACAGUUCAUAUCCCGUACACCAUUGAAACGUAUUGGUCAGCCCCAGGAUAUAGCCGAAGGUUGUGUUUGGUUGGCCUCCGAAUCGGCCAGUUUUAUAACCGGUACUAAUCUGGUCAUCGAUGGCGGACUUAUCUAUAAUGCCGGCGGUUUAUAA
Messenger RNA from Oppia nitens, 768 nucleotides. Its product is annotated as 3-oxoacyl-[acyl-carrier-protein] reductase FabG-like. The coding region runs from base 1 to 768 and encodes 255 amino acids. The record is from RefSeq and is a predicted model, not a curated record. NCBI's taxonomy places the organism in Eukaryota, Metazoa, Arthropoda, Arachnida, Sarcoptiformes, Oppiidae. The transcript is spliced from 5 exons.